Molecule: messenger RNA, 970 nt
Organism: Mycena citricolor
Lineage: Eukaryota; Fungi; Basidiomycota; Agaricomycetes; Agaricales; Mycenaceae
Source: the annotation of a GenBank genome assembly
UUGGGCGGAAAUGAAGAGAUGAGGCUUCCGUCUCAUCGGUUUGAGCAUGCAGUGAGAUGUCAUCGUGGUUGCGUGAAACGCGAUUACAUAUGUAGUCGAUCAAGGGUAUGUCAUACCGGCGCUAUCCGUCAGCCGAUAGCCUAAUUUUAGAUCAUCAAGCUUCAACUCUGUGCCAGGAUCUGAACACGCUCGUCAAUGGAGAGAAUUCCGGCCCGCGAGGACUGCCUUCGUUGUGAAUGUCUUGUGCCAAGUUUUCGCGUCGGAAGCACGAUCACGUGGGUCUGACGUGACUGUCUGACCCUUGGUCUGAUCUGCAUAUGACAUCACCACUCGGGGGAGCCUUCUUUUGGAGCGCAUUCGAGCGUACUUUUUGAAUGCAGGCGUAGCUUGGCGGUCACCUGCACACUCGUCCCUUUCCUUUCCCACCAUGCAAACCACUCAAUCCCUCCGUUCGGCUAUGAAAACGACCGUGCAGCUGCGGUGCCCCGCGAGGCGGGUACUAGGUGUUCGCACGAUGCACGACAAUGACCCUGCGAUCCUCGAACAAGAAAAGAAGAGAAACAUGUCAGGAACCCAGCACAGAACUUCGACGCCGCACAAGCAGCAUGCACCUGGCUGGAACGAACAUCUUGCCAGUGCCUCCGAGGCGUCCGUUAAGGCGGACAAAUCCUCCGGGACCCCUAGUGACCUGCAGAAGACCACGAUCGAAUACAUCCAUUCGCGUCAUUCGCCAGACGAGGCUCACUAUGCCAAAGAUGAAGUAAGCGGCCCGUUGUCCGGAGCCCAAGGGUCGGAGGACGGUUCUCAUCCCCAGGUCCUUGUUCGCGAGACUGUCAAGAAGACCAAAGAGUGGACUGAAACACAACUUGAGCAGACCGCGAGUGAGGAAUCCGUGCGUUCAUUCCCAGUCAGUCGAGUGCAAAAACUCACAAACCAGCAGGUUAAGGCAGAUCGGAACGAGCACGUUUAA